Molecule: messenger RNA, 1461 nt
Organism: Lithohypha guttulata
Lineage: Eukaryota; Fungi; Ascomycota; Eurotiomycetes; Chaetothyriales; Trichomeriaceae
Gene: SER2
Product: Phosphoserine phosphatase
Exons: 1
Coding region: 1-1461 (486 amino acids)
Biological process (GO): L-serine biosynthetic process; dephosphorylation
Cellular component (GO): cytoplasm
Molecular function (GO): L-phosphoserine phosphatase activity; magnesium ion binding
Source: RefSeq, a predicted model, not a curated record
AUGGAGAGCUCCUCGUCGCCAAAAUCACAAAGGCCUAGCUUCGCAAAAGGGUCGCUGCUUCGUCGACCUUCAUACCUUGACGAUCACCUGGAGUAUCGCUCUCAUCAAAGUGGUCCCACAACCAGCAUCGAUGGUAUUCUUGAGCAGCCGAUAGCGCCGGCUGGUGGUGCUGUCUCUUCGACAUCGCUAGCCUCACCUCGCAAGUCGAUCGUUGGCGCAAUUGCACCCUCACAUGUGCCGCACCAGGACUUCGACACUGUGCACACCAUUUCCCACACCAAUUGUAUACAGGAAAAGAACACCGCACCUAGGCUGGUCGCUACGGUGUACUACAACAUAAACAACCCGCGACAUGCGAACCCACAUCCUGAUCACUCUCCUCAUGCUAAACCGAGUGAUACCAUCCCACCACCGUCCAUAGCAGAAGGCCUCGCGCCAACGAGCAAUAUAUUAGACUACCCACUGGAACCUCCGGGUCCUGAACCGGAGCCAUUAGACCACCUCUACGGUCCCUACAUUUCACAACUUUGUCUCACCCACUUCCUAGCCACUCUCGAUAGUCUCCUCAUUCACAAUGCACCCGAACAGCGCCGUCUGUUCUCAACACAUCGUUGUCUUGCACCCGAUAGUACGAAGCCACGUAUCAUGGAGGUAACCUUCUCCCCACCACCAAAUCCCGAAUACCUUCCUUUCAAUCUCCUCUCGAAACACGAGAGCAUUUACAAGUUUGAACGGGAAUGGAAUUGUGAGGUCGUGCUGCAGCCAAACUCUAUCUACAGACGGCACAAGCGACUCUGCGUGUUCGAUAUGGAUAGCACUCUCAUACAGCAAGAGGUCAUUGACGAGAUAGCCGCUUUCGUCGGGGUUCAAGAUGAGGUCUCGGCCAUAACCGCACGAGCUAUGAACGGAGAACUCGAUUUCAGUGCCUCCCUUAGAGCACGAGUUGCGCUACUGAAGGGUGUGCCUAGCGACGUCUUUGAGCGACUAAGGCCAAAGAUCACAAUUACACCUGGCGCACGCGAGCUGUGCAAAUGUCUGAAGAGACUUGGCUUCACGCUUGCAGUACUUUCAGGCGGCUUCCAACCAUUGGCAAACUGGCUUGCCGGAGAGCUAGGACUCGAUUAUGCUUUCGCGAACCAUCUGGUCUCCGACCCUGAAACAAAAACUUUGACUGGCGAGCUCGACCCAAACCAUCCGAUAGUGAAUGCUGAGCACAAACGAAAUCUGCUGAUGAGCUUAGCAAGUGGAAGAGGCAUACCACUUGCUCAGACGAUGGCAGUUGGAGAUGGAGCCAAUGAUCUGCCCAUGCUCCAAACUGCUGGUCUGGGCGUUGCAUGGAAGGCGAAGCCGAAAGUACAGAUGGAAGCCCCGGCGCGAUUGAAUGUUGGCUGUUCGAUGUUGGAUCUGGUCUAUCUACUGGGAUUCACUGAGGCAGAGGUCGAAGAGUUACUGGCGAGUUGA